AUGGCAAUAGAACGAGUAAAAAGUUGUCAAAUGCAGUUAAACACAGCUUGUGGAGAUCAAAUUAUAAAUGAAUGGGUUAAUGUAAAGAUCAAAAUCCAUAAUAUUAUAACAGAAAAAUCAUUUUUUAUAGUAAAGGGACUUUCACAUAAACUGAUUCUUGGUAAUGAUUUUAUGAUUAAACAUAAAGUAUCAAUUAAUAUAACAAAAAAGAUAGCUUCAAUAGAUGGCAAAAAGUGUGAACUAGCUUAUCCAGAUGAAUGUUUAAGGUCAAAUGGUAAUUAUAAAUUUGAAUCAAAUUCUGAGAAUUUUUGUCUUAUGAAAUCCAAAAUUGAGGGUAGAGUAAAAAAAGUUUUUGUAAAAAAUGUAGAGUUAAUGGAUCAACUUAUUUCAAUUGGAGAAAACAAUCUUUUUAUAAAAAAUUGUUCAAAUGUAGACUUAGAAUUGAGAAACUCAGAAGUAUUUGCCGUUAUUCAACCAUUGAAACUUCAUAUUGAAGUAAAUCUUGACCAAGAGAAUUCUAUUUAUGGUAAUGAGGAUAAACAAUCUGAUCUUAAAUUUCAAAACAUAAUGAAAGAAUAUAAUAUUAUAUUAAAAAAGAAUCUUAGUCAUAAAUACAAAUUAGCACACCGCAGAAUUGUACUUAAGGAUCCGAAUAUAGUUAUUAACAAGAGAAAAUAUACCCACUAA
Molecule: messenger RNA, 687 nt
Organism: Hepatospora eriocheir
Lineage: Eukaryota; Fungi; Microsporidia; Hepatosporidae
Source: the annotation of a GenBank genome assembly